CGAGCACGUGAGCAUGCUGGUGAUCCUGCUCAACUGCGUCACCCUGGGCAUGUUCCAGCCCUGCGAGGACGUGGAGUGCCAGUCGGAGCGCUGCACCAUCCUGGAGGCGUUUGACGACUUCAUUUUCGCCUUCUUUGCCGUGGAAAUGGUCAUCAAGAUGGUGGCCCUGGGCAUCUUUGGGCAGAAGUGUUACCUUGGAGACACCUGGAACCGCCUGGACUUCUUCAUCGUCAUGGCAGGGAUGAUGGAAUAUUCCCUGGAUGGACACAACGUGAGCCUCUCUGCCAUCCGCACCGUCCGCGUGCUGCGGCCCCUGCGGGCCAUCAACAGGGUCCCGAGUAUGAGGAUCCUGGUCACGCUGCUGCUGGACACUCUGCCUAUGUUAGGCAACGUCCUCCUCCUCUGCUUCUUUGUCUUCUUCAUCUUUGGGAUUGUUGGGGUCCAGCUCUGGGCAGGGCUGCUGAGGAACAGAUGCUUCCUAGACAGGAAUUUUGCCAUGACGUACAACCUGACUUUCCUUCACCCUUACUACCGGCCGGACGAGGCGGAGGAGAACCCCUUCAUCUGCUCCUCGCACAGGGAGAACGGGAUGCAGAGAUGCUCCAACAUUCCCAGCAGGAAGGAAUCCAAGGUGGAGUGCACCCUGAGCAUGGAGUCCUACAGCCCCAGCCUGGGUGGCCCCGAGCCCAGCAGGAACUCCUGCAUCAACUGGAACCAGUACUACAACGUCUGCAUGGCGGGGGACGUCAACCCGCACAACGGGGCCAUCAAUUUCGAUAAUAUUGGAUAUGCCUGGAUUGCUAUUUUUCAGGUGAUAACCCUGGAAGGAUGGGUGGACAUCAUGUAUUACGUGAUGGAUGCACACUCUUUUUACAAUUUUAUAUAUUUUAUAUUGCUUAUCAUAGUUGGCUCCUUCUUCAUGAUUAACCUGUGCCUGGUGGUGAUUGCCACCCAGUUCUCGGAGACCAAGCAGCGGGAGAACCAGCUGAUGCAGGAGCAGCGGGCGCGCUACCUGUCCAACGACAGCACCAUCGCCAGCUUCUCGGAGCCGGGCAGCUGCUACGAGGAGCUGCUCAAGUACAUCUCCCACAUCUUCAGGAAGGUCAAGAGAAGGACAAUCCGCCUCUACAACAACUGGCAGAGCAAACGCCGGAAAAAAGUCAACCCCAACAGCGGCGGGGGCGGCGGGCAGAGCCAGCGGAGCAGGAGGAGAAUCACCUCCAUCCACCACCUGAUCCACCACCACCACCACCACCACCACCACCACUACCACAUCAGCAACGGGAGCCCGCGGGGGCCUCGGGCCAACCCCGAGCUGUGCGAGCUGGAGCUGCAGGUGAUGAAGCCGGGCCGGCAGCUGAUGCUGCCCGCCCCGGCCUCGCCCAGGCCGCCGGGCCCGGCCGCCCCGCGCGCCGACGCCGCCGAGGCCGUGCACAGCAUCUACCACGCCGACUGCCACGUGGAGGGGCCCCCCGGCGGCUGCAAGGCCAGCGGGGGCCCUGGGGGCGGCAGAGCGGCCGGGCCGGGCAGCCACGGCAGCAUGAACUACCCCACCAUCCUGCCCUCGCCCGGCGGCAAGGGCGGCUCCGCGGCCCUGCCCAGGGCCAAGAGGAACGGCAGCUCUCCGGUGGCCGUGGUGAACAGCCCCGGCAGUCUGGGCCUGGAUUCCUACGGGAAGCUGCAGCAGCUGGUGGGAGAGCACGGUCUCUGCCGCACCCCCAGCCGCGUGUCGGGGCUGAGCUCGGCCGGGGCGCUGCCCAGCCCCGCCGGGCCCGGGCUGAGCUGCGAGCUGCAGGACUGUCCCUUCUGCGCCAGCCUCCUGGACGACCCCGACUUCGCGCUCAGCGACUCCGACAGCAACGACUCCGACAGCAACGGCGUCUACGAGUUCACGCAGGACCUGCGGCACGGCGACCACCGGGACCAGCUCCAGCAGCAGCGGGGCAGGAGGAGGAGGAAGAAGAAGAAAGCCAAGGAGAGGAACAAGGUGGUGAAGCUGUGGAAGGCGUUCGGCACCAAACUCAAGAGGAUCGUGGAGAGCAAAUACUUCAACCGCGGGAUCAUGAUCGCCAUCCUCAUCAACACCCUGAGCAUGGGCAUCGAGUACCACGAGCAGCCAGACGAGCUGACCAACGCCUUGGAGAUCAGCAACAUCGUCUUCACCAGCAUGUUUGCUCUGGAGAUGCUCCUGAAACUCCUGGCCUUCGGAAUCUUUGGCUACAUCAAGAACCCCUACAACAUCUUCGACGGGAUCAUCGUGAUCAUCAGUGUCUGGGAGAUCAUCGGGCAGUCGGACGGGGGCCUGUCCGUGCUGCGCACCUUCCGCCUGCUGCGCGUGCUGAAGCUCGUGCGCUUCAUGCCCGCCCUGCGCCGCCAGCUCGUGGUGCUCAUGAAGACCAUGGACAACGUGGCCACCUUCUGCAUGCUGCUCAUGCUCUUCAUCUUCAUCUUCAGCAUCCUUGGCAUGCACCUUUUCGGAUGCAAGUUCAGCCUGAAAACCGACACGGGAGACACAGUUCCAGACAGGAAGAAUUUUGAUUCCUUACUUUGGGCCAUUGUGACCGUGUUCCAGAUCCUCACGCAGGAGGACUGGAACGUGGUGCUGUACAACGGGAUGGCCUCCACCUCCUCCUGGGCUGCCCUCUACUUCGUGGCCCUGAUGACCUUUGGCAAUUAUGUGCUCUUCAACCUCCUGGUGGCCAUCCUGGUGGAAGGAUUCCAGGCAGAGGGAGAUGCCAACAGGUCAGACACAGAUGAGGACAAGACAUCUGCCAACUUUGAGGACGAGUUUGAGAAGCUGAAAGACCUCAGAGCAACAGAGAUGAAGAUGUACUCGCUGGCUGUCACCCCCAACGGGCACCUGGAGGGCAGGGGGGCCAUGCCCCCGCCCAUCAUCAUGCGCACGGCGGCCACCCCGAUGCCCACCCCGAAGUGCUCCCCACACCUGGACUCCCUGCACGCCCUCGGGGACUCGAGGAGAGGCAGCAACGCCUCGCUGGACCCCACGGGCUACGACCAGAAGUCCUUGUCCAGCCUCCGCAGCUCGCCCUGCGCCAACUGGGGCAGCAGCAGCAACUGGGGCAGCCGCCGCUCGAGCUGGAACAGCCUGGGCAGGGCGCCCAGCCUCAAGAAGAAGAGCCAGUCGGGAGAACGGGAAUCGCUGCUGUCGGGAGAGGGGAAGGGCAGCACGGACGACGACUCUGACGACGCCAAGUCCAGCACGCUCAGCCGGCCCUCGCUGCCGCGCCGCGCCGACUCCCUGGACUGCCGCGGCUCCCAGGAGCUGCCCGAGCUGCUGCGCGUGCCCUCGGCGCUCGGCCCCGCCGCUCUGCUGCCCGCCGACUUCCACGACUGCAACGGCAAGAUGGGCCACGGCCCCGGCGCCGAGUUCUUCCUCAGGGUGGAUGGCCACAAGGAGGACACCCUGGACUAUGAGGAUGACAUGGACGAUAGUUAUUGCUACCGGAUCCGCGCAGCCCUGGAUCCCUACAAACCCCAGUGGUGCAAGACUCACGAGGACUGGUCCCUCUACUUGUUUUCCCCACAGAACAGGUUCCGAAUGAUGUGCCAGAAGGUCAUUGCCCACAAAAUGUUUGACCACGUGGUGCUGGUCUUUAUCUUCCUCAACUGCAUCACCAUAGCUUUGGAGAGACCAGACAUCGACCCCCUGAGCACGGAAAGGAUAUUCCUAAGUGUCUCUAAUUACAUCUUCACUGCCAUCUUCGUUGCUGAAAUGAUGGUUAAGGUGGUAGCUCUUGGCUUUUUCUCUGGGGAGAACGCGUACCUGCAGAGCAGCUGGAACAUCCUGGAUGGAGUCCUGGUCUUUGUAUCCAUCAUUGACAUCAUUGUGUCCAUGGCAUCGGCAGGAGGAGCCAAAAUCCUGGGAGUGCUUCGUGUGUUGAGGCUUCUGCGCACCCUGAGACCGCUCCGAGUCAUCAGCAGAGCCCCAGGUCUGAAGCUGGUGGUGGAAACCUUGAUCUCCUCCUUGAGGCCUAUUGGGAAUAUUGUUCUCAUCUGCUGUGCUUUCUUCAUUAUUUUUGGGAUUUUAGGGGUCCAGCUUUUUAAAGGCAAGUUCUACUACUGUGAUGGCCUUGAUGUCAAAAACAUCACCACGAAGGCAGACUGCACCAACGCUCACUACAAAUGGGUCCGGAGGAAGUACAACUUCGACAAUUUGGGGCAGGCCCUGAUGUCCCUGUUUGUGCUCUCCUCCAAGGAUGGCUGGGUGAACAUCAUGUACGACGGGCUGGACGCCGUGGGCAUUGACCAGCAGCCCGUCCAGAACCACAACCCUUGGAUGCUGCUCUACUUCAUCUCCUUCCUGCUCAUCGUCAGCUUCUUUGUGCUCAACAUGUUCGUGGGGGUGGUGGUGGAGAACUUCCACAAGUGCCGGCAGCACCAGGAGGCGGAGGAGGCGCGGCGCCGCGAGGAGAAGCGGCUGCGGCGCCUGGAGAAAAAGCGCAGGAAAGCCCAGCGCAGGCCCUACUACGCCGACUACUCGCCGGCCAGGAGGUACAUCCACAGCCUGUGCACCAGCCACUACCUCGACCUCUUCAUCACCUUCAUCAUCGGCGUCAACGUCAUCACCAUGUCCAUGGAGCACUACAACCAGCCCAAGUCCCUGGAUGAAGCCCUCAAGUACUGCAACUACGUGUUCACCAUUGUCUUUGUGUUCGAGGCACUGCUGAAGUUGGUGGCCUUUGGUUUCCGGAGGUUUUUUAAGGACAGGUGGAACCAGCUGGACCUGGGCAUCGUUCUGCUGUCCAUUGUGGGGAUCACUCUGGAGGAGAUCGAGAUGAACGCUGCCCUUCCCAUCAACCCCACCAUCAUCCGCAUCAUGAGGGUGCUCAGGAUAGCCAGAGUGCUGAAACUGCUGAAAAUGGCCACAGGCAUGAGAGCUCUGCUGGACACAGUGGUGCAAGCCCUGCCCCAGGUAGGGAACCUUGGCCUACUUUUUAUGCUCCUGUUUUUUAUCUAUGCUGCCCUGGGAGUGGAAUUGUUUGGCAAGCUGGAUUGCACUGAUGAGAAUCCCUGUGAAGGCCUGAGCCGCCACGCCACCUUCACCAACUUUGGCAUGGCCUUCCUCACCCUCUUCAGGGUGUCCACGGGGGACAACUGGAACGGGAUCAUGAAGGACACGCUGCGGGAGUGCACUCGGGAGGACAAGCACUGCCUCACCUACCUGCCCGUCAUCUCCCCCGUCUACUUCGUCACCUUCGUCCUCAUCGCCCAGUUCGUCCUGGUCAACGUGGUGGUGGCAGUGCUGAUGAAGCACCUGGAGGAGAGCAACAAGGAGGCCAAGGAGGACGCAGAGAUGGACGCGGAGAUCGAGCUGGAGAUGUCCCGAGGAGCCAGCGCUGCCGGCGGGAGCAGGAGCGGGGGGGUGGCUGCGGAGAGCCGGGAGCUGCACGGGAACCAGGAGCUCAACAAAGGGCAGCACCCAGCCCUGGGCAGUGCAGCCUCCCUGAGGCCCCAGGAUUGCCAGAACCUGCUGACAGUCCGUAAGAUCUCCGUGUCCCGGAUGCACUCCCUGCCCAACGACAGCUACAUGUUCCGGCCCGUCACCCCAGCCAAGGCCCCGCUGCCCCUGCACGAGGUGGAGAUGGAGACCUACCCCUGCAAGGCCCCAAGAGGGUCCAUCUCGUCCACCCGCUCGCAGCCCGUGGGCAGCUCCUGGCUGAGGGUGCCCGGGGAGCCGCAGGGCGAGGGGAGCCCCCGGAACCCGGCGCUCAGACUGCUCUGCAGACAGGAGGCCGUUCGGACGGACUCGGUGGACGGACAGACGGCGGAGCGCAAGGACAACGUGCAGGCAGAGCCUGGAGAGCCGCAGCCAUCAGCAGAGCAGCCCCAGGGCUCCCUGAGCCCCAGCCCUCUCCAUUCCCCGCUCUCGGCCUCCCCUCCCCUCUCCCCGCCGUCCUCCCCGCUGCGGCCGCUCAGCCCCCUGGCACGGAAGCACACGUGCGGCCAGCACGGCACUGCCAGCCCCUCCAGCCCCUCCAGCCCCUCCAGCCCCGAGGGCUGCCAGGGCGAGCCCUCAGACCUGGCCGACGAGGAGGUUCGGCACAUCAACAGCUCGGCCAAAGACUGGGCAGAGGAGCACUCGGACCCCGGCAGCCGCUCCACGUCGCCCUUCACCUCCCCGGCCCCGUCCCCCGUGCCCCUCAAGAACUGCAGCACAAGCAGCCUCUCCCGCAGGGAGAAGGACUUGAAGAAGUUCUACAGCACCGACACCAAGGGCUUCCUCAGCAAGCCCAACUGGGCCGACGAGCAGCGGCGGCAUUCCAUCGAGAUCUGCCCCUCCGGCGGCGCCCCGGACUGCGGCUUCCAGGAGCCCAGCGAGGACAAGCAGCGGCCCCUCGGCCACGUCCAGCCAGAGGCCGACUACAUCCACGGAGCCAGGAGGAAGAAGAAGAUGAGCCCGCCCUGCAUUUCUAUAGAUCCUCCCAUGGAGGAUGACGGCGCGGCGGCCCCGCGCACCAAACCCUCCGAGAACACCCUGCUGCGGAGGAGAACCCCGUCCUGCGAGUUCCCGGCCUACCGAGAAUCCCUGGAGCUCCCGGAGAGCCAGGCCCUGUGCCGUGGGGAGCACCUGAGCAUCCCCAACUUCUCCUUCGAGCAGCUGGACGGCGGCUCCUUGAGCAGCCUCUCGGAGCUGCUGGACAGCGGCCAGUCCACGCCGGCCUCCGUGGACUCGCGGCCGGACGCGGAGCUGAAAAACACGGAGCACUUAAAAACUCAGCGGGGCAGCGGCGAGAGGAGCAAAGAGCAGCUGGGCACUGCCAAGAGCCCCCUGCGCCAGCAGGACUCGGGCCCCGUGACUGUCGCCACAGAGGAUGGCGCAGAUGACCCAGUAUAGCUGCUGGGAUGGGGGACAGGGGGGUCUCAAGGGCUUGUCACCCGUGGGGGGUUCCAAAGCGAGGGGACCGAGGGCCGUCCCCUCCCUGCGGUCACUCGUUGGGAAGCGCUGUGGAAGUUUGCAAAAAAAACCACACACACACACACAGGAGAAAGAAAAAGAGA
This is a messenger RNA of Oenanthe melanoleuca, 7020 nucleotides long. It is a transcript of the gene CACNA1H, whose product is annotated as calcium voltage-gated channel subunit alpha1 H. Gene Ontology annotation, molecular function: voltage-gated sodium channel activity; low voltage-gated calcium channel activity. The transcript has 33 exons. Gene Ontology annotation, biological process: calcium ion transmembrane transport; membrane depolarization during action potential; neuronal action potential. Gene Ontology annotation, cellular component: neuron projection; plasma membrane; voltage-gated calcium channel complex. The coding region runs from base 14 to 6856 and encodes 2280 amino acids. The record is from RefSeq and is a predicted model, not a curated record. Lineage: Eukaryota; Metazoa; Chordata; Aves; Passeriformes; Muscicapidae.